GCCAUCUUACUUUUCUUUGCUCUCAAAACAACUACAAAUUACAGCUUGUAUCACUGCGUUUCCCAGCGGGUAAUUUUGACAAUAAUUUAUACAGGAAUCUUCCUCAAUUAUAAAAUAUCAACUGCUAAGGAGGAUAGCACGUCGGAGGGACGUUAUUUCAAGAGAGCCCACCAUUGUUGUGUCAUAUCGAAAUUGGUUUUAAAGAGAGGGAAAACGGAAAUAGGCUACAGAUUUCCCUACAGAGUUUCGACAACUGAAUGUCUAACGACAACUUUCAGCCAGAAUUCAAGCUCUAUACUGGCUGUUGAUAUACUGUUGUUCUAGUCAAGAUGAGAGGAAAUCGAGGUGAAUGACAGCGACAUAAAAUGUCUCGGAAUUCGAGCAAGAGAAACAGUUCUAAUCGUGGAUCAACGGGAUCGGACACAGCUCGUUCAACACUGAAGGUUGUCCUUUCAAAUGGCGAUUCCAGAUCAGUGAAAUGUGGCGAAGCAACAGAUGUUAAGGGAAUUGUUCAUUUGGUGAUUGGAAGUCUUGGUGCUGAUCCGAUAACUGCAGGAGACUACUAUGGCAUUAAACUUGAACAUGUCAAUACAAAUGAGUCCUUCUGGCUCAACAGUAAGGUCACAAUUGGUGAGGUACGAGGCAAGCAUGAGGCUCUUUAUCCUGCAGAUGAGUGGAAGUACCAACUAAGAGUGCGAUAUUUUCCUAAAGAUUUGAAAGAGCUGUACACCAGAGACAAAGUUACUUUCUUUUAUUUAUUUGAUCAGGUCAAGAAUGACUACCUCCAACACAACAGUGAAAAAGCAGAUGAAGACACUGCAUUUAGACUUGGAGUUCUGGAAAUGAGGAGGUAUUUUAAGGAUAUGCCUCAAAUAGCUCUUGACAAGAAAUCAAACUUUGAGUACAUUGAGAAAGAAGUUGGCUUGACCAAAUUCAUACCAAAGGCUGUUUUGGAAAACAUGAAGUCCAAGCUUUUGCGGAAGACCAUCCAUGGUUAUUUUAAGCAGUAUGCACACUUGAGUGAAGUGGAAUGCUGUUACACUUUUUUUGAUAUUCUUUCCAAACUUCAUCGAUUUGAAUUGGAGUCUUUCAGAUGCUCCUUAGGGACUGGUUGGACAAUAGCAGUAGAUGUGGUUAUUGGGCCCAAAGAUGGAAUAAGUUACCGAGCUGAACGUGGAUCACUUAUUACACACAUGGCUGAUUUCCAUCAAAUAACUUCAAUUUCAAUAACAAGAAUACCACUCAUUACAUCAUCUGUCCAGACUGAUAAACAAAAAGCUACUGUUAGUUUGAAAGUGUUAGGAGCUGCUGAGCCUCUUGUGUUCACCACAUUCUCAUUAGCUAAGGCUGAAGAGAUGGCCGACUUGAUUGAUGGAUACUGCAUGCUCUUUAGUGGAAACAAACAUUCACUGGUCUUUAAGAAACUAGAUAUUGAGAGAUCUCUGCCAUCAAUUCCAAUACCAGCUUCUCCAAAAACUGAGGAAAAAAACAGCCCAUCUAUUUUCUCACCAACCCUGAAACAAAACACGCCAACUUUGGGAAAUGAUUUUGCUGAGAGGAAGAACUCUGUUACCUCACCUGUGCAGAGAAAAAAUGGAGAGUUUGAUGAUUAUGCUGAGAUUGUUGAUGAUGAUCCUGAUUACGCCCAUCCUAUGGCAGCCAAAGAUUAUCAAAUUCCCCGGACAAAGUUGAUAUUGGAGACGAUAAUAGGACAGGGUCAGUUUGGAGAUGUACACAGAGGAACCUUCAUCAGUCCAGAUGAUCCUAAUUUACAAGUGGCUAUUAAAUCAUGUAAGAAUCCGGAUUCAAGGGAGAAAUUCCUGGAAGAGGCAUAUACAAUGAAGCAGUUUGAUCACCCGCACAUCAUAAAGCUCAUUGGCGUGUGUACGGAUGAAGAAUUUUACAUUGUAAUGGAACUGGCUGCAUAUGGAGAGAUGAGAUCGUAUCUUCAGAAGAGCAGACACUCCAUUAACCUAGAAACACUACUUAGUUACAUUUUUCAACUUAGUACGGCCAUGUCAUACCUUGAGAGCAAGAAUUUUGUACACAGGGACAUAGCAGCUCGUAAUGUCUUGGUAUGUACGCCUAAAUGCGUCAAACUAGCAGACUUUGGUCUGUCAAGAUGGGUCGAUGAACAGGCUUACUACAAAGCUUCAAAGGGUAAACUUCCAAUCAAGUGGAUGGCUCCAGAAUCAAUUAAUUUCAGGAGAUUUACAACCGCUAGCGACAUCUGGAUGUUUGGUGUGUGUAUGUGGGAAAUCCUCAUGUACGGUAUCAAACCCUUCCAAGGCGUUAAAAAUAAUGAGGUGAUUGGCAAAAUAGAGAAUGGAGAGCGACUUCCCCUCCCCCCUAACUGCCCACCUUCUCUGUACCACAUUAUGUUUGAAUGCUGGUCUUAUGAGCCCUCUAAGAGACCGGUCUUUCAGGAUCUCAAGACGCGUCUAAGUGUAAUCGUCCAAGAAGAAAGAUUUCAGGCAGAUGAAAAAGUCAGAAGGGAAACUCGAAGAAUACAGGCGCUGUCGAUGGGAGCCAUACAAGACUCUGUCGCCCCACCCAAGCCCUCAAGACCUGGGAUCCAGCCAUCUUUUGUACAAAUCCCUUCUGGUGCGGCUCAAUCCUCGGCAAUGUCAACAUUUGACAGCAGUAGAGGAGUAACAAGUCCGAGAGGGUCAACUCUGCCAGCUCAGUACCCUGGGAAUCCAGGAUCACCCAGAUCUCCUCGUUCACCACAGUCUCCAUCGUCCCCUUCCCGGACGCUCCCAAGGAACUUCAAGUCGUACCACGAGGCCAGCGGUGUCCACGCAUUGCUGGAACAGCCAUAUCGGAAUUCUAUCGGUGGGAGUCAAACCUUACCGAAAAAUUAUAAAGCGACCAGUCCAGUAACAAGUCCUCUUGGGAGUCCAACGAAAUCCAGAGAUGCCGUUAUUGAUUUACCGAGUGACGAGGAACUGAAACGACGAGAAGAUGCUGAAAAAGCCCAAAUGGAAAUGAGAGAGCAGGCCAUGUUUCGACAAAGGCUUCGCCAGCAACGCCUUCAAUCAGAGGCAGAUUCCAAAUGGCUUCAACAAGAAGAGCAGAACAUUGAGCUCCCCUUUUCACCGGUACAGCAAUCACCCAAGAGUCCUAACUUCCUCUCCCCUGAGGACGGAGUUUCGGCGGCGGUAGAAUCAUACAACCCACGUGGAUCAGCGUCAUUCAUCGAACAGCGCCAAGCAGCCAAGGAAUAUCACAGUACCCCAGUGGAUCCACCGAGCCAUCAGGCUGCUACAAUAGCCGAUACAGAUAUGAAUGAAACAACUGUAUUGACGCAGAGAGAAGAAGAUCCCAGAGAAGACCGCUCCACAGACACUGUGUUCAUUAACACCACUCAUGUGGUGCAGGCUGUUAUUGGUCUAAACAAUGGCUUACCAUUUGCCCGGUGUGAAGAUUACCCGACCUUUGUUAAGGCAAUCGGUCUUUCGCUCAGAGAUUUACUAGCACGCGUUGACGAAGAAAUUCACAGAUUAGAUCCGUCAUCCCACAAGGAAGUGGAAAUGGCCCACAAAGUGCUCUCCUCUGACAUGGCUGAGCUGAUCAACUCCAUGAAAAUGGCGCAGAAAUACAGCACUACUACACUGGACCAGGAAUACCGCAGAGGGAUGUUGUCUGCUGCGCAUGUGUUGGCUGUUGACGCCAAGCAUCUGUUUGAUGUUGUAGAUGAAGCCAGGAAGCAGUCUGCAAAGUUGUCAUCCAGCGCCUAAUUCAACUUAGGCGUGAAUUACGUUCACGAAACUUGGGCACAACGUGGAUAUUUUAUUCGGAAUAUCUCGGUUCGUGUCAGAGGAACUUAAUAAAUCGAAGGAUGAAAGAGAACGCCUUCGAAGGAGCAGAUAACCUCGUCUUUUACUUAGCUACAUGGAGUAAAAUAUACCGCGCUGCUGCUUUAAAGAAAGGAUCGUUUCAUGAGAAGAUUUAAGGAUCUUCAAUUGACUCUGCGAUAACAUGGCAGAUUGAAAAACCCUGUGAGAUGCUUUUGUUGGCUUUUUUUCAUGUGCUGUGAAAGAGCAUGUUUGGCAAAUGACUUGUGGAGUGACACGUUGAUUUGAGUGUCAUGCUCAACAAUUUGAUAAUUCAGCUGUUGUGUUCGACCAAUAGUUGUUGUUCUUGGUUUGUGAGCUGCCUGUGUUCAUGGAUAUCUUCUUUCUUGGCCGCUUUGUGGACUUAUGCCAGGGAAGUCGAACACCUACCUGCCUUUCAAUUACCAAAUUUUUAUACUUUUUAGAAACGAUGAAAGAAAUUUGUAAUGCUGCGAAGCUAUGCACUUUGGCCGACUCUUUGAACUAAGGGCUAUAUAUUUUGGACCAUCGACUUGAGAUUUUUUUAGACUUACUUAAAGUUUUUACUCUAUUAAGGGACUUCUGAAUUUCUUCUCUUCUACAGCUUUUGCCUGUAAGGGUAUUUUCUUGUGGUAUGAAAUUUCUAAAAAAGUAUCGUGUUAAUCUUGAAGCUUAAUUAGAUUGUUUUAAUUUUAAUCCCGAUAAAAAAAAUGAAUACGCAAUGAAUUGCAUGCCGUUUGAAAUGAUACAAAGUUCGAAGCUAUUUUUUAUAUGAACUUUUAAAAGGAGUUAGUUGAUGUGGAUAGUUAAUUGCUGUACAUAUAAAAUUAAAUUGGUUUAGGUUACUUUGUGUACAUUUCAGCUUUGUAUCGCAUGUUACGAUCGCGAACUUUUAAACGCACUGCAACGAGUGAUGAACACGCGCGAAAAUUUCGCAUAUGGCGAAGUUUGGUUUUGAUUGAUAUUUCAAAGCUAAUGAGUUUGAAUUCUGUAGUUUUAGUUAUUACACAAUUGAACAGUUUUUACGUAUUUUCAUUCGGCUGGUGUACUCCGCAAGAGCCACCGGAUGUUGUAAUGAGGCCAUUUUGUUCGUUUUAGUUGACUUUACGUCUAUAGUCGGUAGUAUUUCUAACAGAAAUAAAAUGCAAUGGAACUAUA
Pocillopora verrucosa is the source of this 4973-nucleotide messenger RNA. Its product is annotated as focal adhesion kinase 1. Gene Ontology annotation, cellular component: cytoskeleton; focal adhesion. The record is from RefSeq and is a predicted model, not a curated record. Gene Ontology annotation, molecular function: protein tyrosine kinase activity; ATP binding. Gene Ontology annotation, biological process: protein phosphorylation; signal complex assembly. NCBI's taxonomy places the organism in Eukaryota, Metazoa, Cnidaria, Anthozoa, Scleractinia, Pocilloporidae.